UUAAUGGGAAGACAGCACAAGUCGUUACGACAUGAAGGCGAUCACACUGGUAGCGUUGGCGGGCCUCGUAGCUCUGGCUGCAGGUUACGUCGUUGUCCCGGAGGACAAGAUUACGUACGCGGACAAGGAUUUUCUGGUGAAGCAGAAGCAGCUGUUGGAAGUUUUCCAGCAUGUCCACCAGCACGAAGUGCACACCGAACUGUGGGAGGUGUCCAAGGAGUACAAAAUCGAGGAAAACUACGAUCACUACACCAACGUCGAGGCGAUCAAGGAAUUCGUCGAGUUCUACAAGCAUGGAAUGCUGCCGUUCGAUGAGAUCUUCAGCGUCUUCCAUUAUACCCACCGUGAGCAGGCCAUCGCUUUGUUCCACCUGUUCUACUACGCCAAGGAUUGGGACACCUUCUACAAAUCGAUUGUCUGGGCCCGUUUCCACGUGAACGAAGGCAUGUUCGUAUACGCCAUCACUGUUGCUCUACUCCACCGAAAGGACUUAGCCGGUCUGGAGCUGCCAGCACCCUACGAAAUCUAUCCGUACUACUUCUUCAACACUGAAGUUGUCCAGAAGGCUUCCCAAUACAAAAUGCAAGGAUUCUACGGCAUGAAGAAGGUCGAUGACGCCUACACUGUUGUCAUCCCAACCAACUACACUGGCUGGUAUGUGCACACCAACGUUGAUCAGAAGGUUUCCUACUUCACCGAAGAUAUCGGCCUGAACACGUACUACUUCUACUUCCACGCUGACUACCCAUUCUGGAUGGGCGGCAAGGAAUUCGGCCUGUACAAGGACCGCCGCGGAGAACUGUUCCUGUUCAAGCACCAGCAGCUGCUCGCUCGCUACUACAUGGAACGCUUGUCCAACGACCUUGGAACCAUCCCAGAGUUCUCGUGGUACAAACCCCUCCCCACAGGAUACUACCCCAACAUGCACUACUACAACGGAGUUGCGUUCCCAUCUCGUGAUAACAACCACUACGUCUACACUCCCGAAAACUACUACGAGAUCGAUGAGCUGAUUGACUACGAGCACCGCAUCCGCGAAGUCAUUGAUCAAGGAUACCUGGUCAUGCCCGAUGGAACCCACGUCGACCUGACCAAGCCGGAAUCCAUCGAAUACCUCGGAAACGUCAUCCAGGGCAACCCGGACAGCGUCAACACUCGCUACUACAAAUACGUCGGCCAGAUCGCUCGCAUUCUGCUGGGAGCCUCCGUUGAGCACUUCGAUGAUCACAAAGUCAUCCCAAGUGUCCUGGAACACUACGAAACCUCCCUGCGUGACCCGAUGUUCUUCCAGCUGUACAAGCGUAUCAUCCACUGGUACUGGGAAUUCAAGGAUCAUCUGCCGCACUACACCUACGACGAGCUGAACUUCCCCGGAGUCAAGGUUGAGUCCGUUGAGGUCGACAAACUGGUCACCUACUUCGACCGCUCCGACGCUGACAUCACCAAUGCCGUUGACGUUGAAGUCUUCGACGACACCACCAUGAAGGGAUCGGACAUCAAGAAGUUCGGCAAGAUCGCUCACUACCAGGGAGAGGACUUCGUCAUCAAAGCCCGCCAAUGGCGUCUCAACCAUAUGCCAUUCACCUUCAAGCUGAACGUUGUGUCCGAGAAGGUCACCAAGGGCGUUGUCCGCGUCUACCUGGCACCCAAGUACGACCAGUACGGACACAUCUACGGAGUCAACGAGAACCGCGAGAACUUCUACCUUCUGGAUGUCUUCCCGUACGACUUCGUUGUCGGCAAGAACUUGAUCACCCGUGACUCGACUCAGUUCUCGAUGUUCGUGCAGGAUCGCACCCCGUACUACGAGCUGUACAAGUGGGUCAUGGAUGCGUACAACGGCGUCAAGAAGUUCCCACUGGACAUGACCGAAGCCCACUGUGGAUUCCCGGCCCGCUUGAUGCUACCCAAGGGCAAGAAGGGCGGUAUGCCGUUCCAGUUGUACUUCAUCGUUUCACCGUACCAUGCUCCCAGCACCCCGCAGCACGAGGGCUACGACUACACGCUGAACUGCGGUGUGGGAUCGGGAGCACGCUAUGUCGACUCGCUUCCGUUCGGAUAUCCGUUCGACCGGCCGAUCGACGAGAAGGUCUGGUUCACCCCGAACAUGUACUACUACGAUGCGAUGGUCUUCCACAAGAACGAGAAGGAGAUCAAUGCCGUUCAUUGAGGAAGGGUGGAAGCAGGAUUGUACGGCCACCGGUAAGAGUUGUGUGAAAUGAUUUGCGAAAAUGGUUUACUGAAUAUAUUGAAUUUAUGUUGUUAAUGUUA
This is a messenger RNA of Aedes albopictus (Asian tiger mosquito), 2271 nucleotides long. RefSeq names its product hexamerin-1.1. The coding region runs from base 32 to 2170 and encodes 712 amino acids. NCBI's taxonomy places the organism in Eukaryota, Metazoa, Arthropoda, Insecta, Diptera, Culicidae. The transcript has a single exon. The record is from RefSeq and is a predicted model, not a curated record.